Molecule: messenger RNA, 3531 nt
Organism: Rhopilema esculentum
Lineage: Eukaryota; Metazoa; Cnidaria; Scyphozoa; Rhizostomeae; Rhizostomatidae
Product: protein O-mannosyl-transferase 1
Biological process (GO): protein O-linked glycosylation via mannose
Cellular component (GO): membrane; endoplasmic reticulum
Molecular function (GO): dolichyl-phosphate-mannose-protein mannosyltransferase activity
Source: RefSeq, a predicted model, not a curated record
CUCGAAAAAUGCCAUAUCUUACUGGUCUCGUUACCAUCCGCUUCCCUGUAUGAGUCUAUCUCGAAGCUGUGUAUACCGCUCGCUGCCACAGGGCCGAAGGUUGGCAUAAUGGAUAGCUGCUCCGGUUUACUUGCCAAACUAGACGCUGGUAUGGAUGAUGUGAGCAAAAGUGAGACAAAAGAAAUGUUACAAAACAAGGAGAGGUCUUUGAUGGAAUCUAAAGCUAAGAGAGAUCAGGGUGAUGGAGCUUCAGGGAUUGAGGAGGAAUCAGAAGGGAGUUUCCAACAAGUAAGAAAGCCACCACCUCUUGUUUAUACACCACAGUUGGAUGUAAUGUGGCUAAUACUGCUUGGACUAGCAGCAGGUACAAGAAUGGUCAGUUUGAUGAACCCUAGCUCAGUUGUAUUUGAUGAAGUUCACUUUGGAAGAUUUACAUCAUAUUUCAUGCAAAACAAAUUUUUCUUUGAUGUCCACCCACCCCUUGGAAAACUCCUUUUUGCCUUAGUUGGCUAUUUGAGUGGUUUUGAUGGUAAAUUUAUGUUUGAACAAAUAGGCCAAGGUUUUGGAGAGCAUGCUGGCCAGAUUUGGUAUUUGAGGCUGCUACCUGCCAUAUUUAGCACAUUGCUUGUUCCAUGCAUGUAUGAGAUUCUCCUUGAACUUGGGUGCACAUAUUGGAUGGCAACCCUUGGAGCUGUGCUGGUGAUAUUUGAAAACAUGCUGGUUGUCCAAGGCAGAUUUAUUUUGAUGGAUUCGAUGCUGAUUUUCUUUAUUGCCGCUUCAGUUUGCUUUUAUCUCAAAUUUCUGCGAGAACACCAUAGGCCUUUUCAACCAAAAUGGUGGUUUUAUCUUGUUUGUCUCGGGCUUUCCCUGACUGGAGCUUUUAGUGUCAAGUACAAUGGUCUUUUGACAGUACUGCUGAUUGGAGCGUUUACAUUUCUUGAUAUUUGGAGACUGAUUGGGGAUAUAAAAUGUCCUUUGAAAAAUCUUUGGCAUCACAUAUUCGCAAGAGCUGGUUGCCUCUUCGGAAUGCCAAUUGUCCUUUACCUGUUCCAGUUUUACAUUAUGUUUGCUGUUCUUACUGAGACCGGGCCUCAUGAUGAUUACAUGUCCAGUUCAUUCCAAAGAACCCUCAACGGUGGACUUGCCAAAAUCACGGAAAAUCAAGCCGACGAAGUUGCAUACGGAUCCCAGAUCACGCUGCGCAACACGCACAAAAAGCAGUGCUGGUUGCACUCUCAUUCACAUCUUUAUCCUGUCAAAUACCCGGACGGAAGAGGAAGCAGUGCGCAGCAGCAAGUUACCUGCUACGCAUUCAAAGAUAUAAACAACUGGUGGAUUGUCAAACGUCCUGACUCUGAAAAUCUUUCAGUUGAAUUUCCUCCUAAACCGGUGAAGAAUGGAGACGUCAUCCAUCUAGUUCACGGUACAACUGGAAGAGGCCUUAACAGUCAUGAUGUGGCCGCUCCUUUGAACCCGUACAACAUGGAGGUAUCUGGUUACAUUGACCACAAUGUGUCCAUGUCAGCACAGCUAGGAUGGAGAGUCGAGAUUCUCAACCCAGAUCCAAGUAACGUUUGGAAAGUCAUAGAAUCUCAAGUCAGAUUCAUCCAUAUCAACACUUCUACAUCAAUUAAGGUUACAGGAGCUGUGUUGCCUGAUUGGGGAUUUCAUCAAUUUGAAGUUGCCACUGGUAAAAUCAUAAACACUGAAGAAUCGAUAUGGAAUGCGGAGGAGCACAAUCAAAAUGUAACAAUACCUGAAGGAAUGGAUAAAUCUGAAGUACAACAGAAAAUAAAAGCAAGCAAAGCCCCGGGACCAGCUGGCUCCAUGUCUUUCAUUUCGAAGUUUCUAGAGCUGCAGACUCGAAUGCUGCGGAUAAACAGUGAAUUAGUACAGGAGCACACUUUUUCUUCGAGACCGUUCGACUGGCCAUUCAUGAAAAGGGGCGUUGCCUACUGGAUCAGCAACACAUCAAAUGCUCAAGUAUUCUGCAUUGGUAAUCCAGUUAUAUGGUGGGCUGGGACCCUUGCGGUUUUGGGUUACUGCGGCUUAUUUCUAUUUUAUUUGCUAAGGAGGAGAAGAGCAAUAUACGAUCUUAGUCUUGGUCAAUGGCAGCUGUUUACAUUUAUAGGCCUACUCACCAUCGGAGGGUACUUCGUUCAUUACCUGCCGUUUUUCCCUAUGGAAAGGACCCUGUUUAUUCAUCAUUAUUUGCCAGCUCUUUUAUUCAAAUUGUUGCUGAUUCCUGUAUUAGCUGAUCACAUACAACAAAACAUACUCAGGGGCUAUCCAAUUUUGCAAAAAAUAUUUGGCCUGGUGUGUGUUGGAUUCGCCGUGCUUGUUUUAAUGUCGUUCAAACACUUUAGUCCAUUUACGUACGGAUUUCCGUCACUCAGUGCUGCAGACAUCAUGAAGCGAAAAUGGCUAUCUGGCUGGGAAUUUCUUAUCAACAAGAAGAAUUAAUAGAGCCCCUUUAGAUUAUAGGCCCAUUGUUAUGCGGAUCGGAUGCUGCCUCACUCCCAGGCCAUCUUAUACUAACGACAUAUUCAACAAAAUGCGCAAGACAAAAGCUGUUCUCCAGCUGCAAGAGAUUUCCCAUUCAACUGUGUAUCUAAGGCGGUAUCAUACCAAACUUAGGAUGAUUGAAAGUGAUCCGAAAUAUGGCAUCAUCUGUCAGGAAAAGCUUGGUUGCAAACAUGACAUUAAACUUUAUUUAUUAUUAUGAUUUAUAUCGCGAGGUAUUAUUAUGCAUUUCCCUUUUCCUCUUGCACAGGCUUUGUCAAACCUCAAUUUCUAUACAAACAUUCAACGGUAUUACAGUUUUUAGUGUGAUUAAAAUGUUAUAUGACGCAACCUUUUAUACAACCUCCCGUUUUUCUUCUAACACAUUGUAACGAGUCCCUAACACCCUUUCCGCGUAACGUUACGAUUUGAGCUAUAACCCCCACCUCUUUGACACAUUAAACUUCUAUCCAAACCUCAUUACGCCCUUUCUAUUACCCUUUCUCUUGGGAGAUUUUCAAAGGAAAUAUGCAUGAGAUUUUUUUUUAAAAGUUAGGUUUGAAUGACGAACAGUGCAAAACAUGACACAGUACUUGAUCCAUAUUCCACCCUGAAAUUAAACAGGUUCCAAUCGAUCAGACCCCGAUUGAUAGGAUUUUCUAAAAAGCGCACCUCGUAUCGACCGGGCUUCGGUUAAGCGUACCUCAAUUUUCCGGACUUCGGUUAACCGGAUCUUAAUUUUUAAGGCCGCAAGUGACUGGCGGCAAUUUAACGCUUCUGGAUUGAUCAGACCUCGAUUGACCAAACUUAGAUUAUUUGAUUACCGGACCUGGAUUAUUCUGAAUCGAUUUACUAGCUCUGUCUUAACGGCAGGUCGUUUUAACAUAAUCUUAAUUUAUUUUUAUUCUGUGACAAUAAUUGCUAACAACUUUGUGUAGUAAAUGCGUUAAGAUCUACAGACAUGAAGAGCCUCUUUUGGUAUAAAGUAUAUUUCAGAUAUUUUGAUAGAUGAAAGUUCUUUGUUUAACA